Molecule: messenger RNA, 916 nt
Organism: Lobosporangium transversale
Lineage: Eukaryota; Fungi; Mortierellomycota; Mortierellomycetes; Mortierellales; Mortierellaceae
Exons: 1
Coding region: 80-667 (195 amino acids)
Source: RefSeq, a predicted model, not a curated record
UGAUCGUGAUGCUCUGGCGCUGGCGCUGGUCAAACUUUUGAUAGAUAACAAAGAGCUUAUACCUGAUAAAUCGGACACAAUGCCACUUUCAUUUCAAGAUCCUUCGAUUCUUGGGAGACGGGUUGCUUUGCCUGGGACACGCUCAGGAGCGAAAAUAUUAACGAAUCAGCAAAGUCGAAAGUUUGUCGCAGAUAUUUUUGGAUGUCGAUUAGACGAAUUGAGACUUUUGCAGGAUUCGGAUCGAGCCAGGAAGCCUGAUAAGAUCCAGGAUUUGGAGAGUUUUCUUGAGUUAUAUGAAUGGCUCGAAUUUUUACCAGGUGCAGAGAUGGAUGAGCCAACAGCAGCAGCACCAUUAAUGCCGCCAUUGCCAUCACCAGCUCGAUCGAGCGCCCCUGUAGUAUCAAGCUGUGGGCGGAAAGAAGGGACAUUACUCGCCCUAAUAAUGAACUUUGGCUCAAUCGCUGAAUCAGCUAAGGAGCAGCCUGUGGAAAUGAAACAAUGGCUCAUCCAGCGGAUAGAACGACUCGUCCAACAUGGCGCUUUGCUUAGGGUUGGAGAAGAGAAGAAAUUAAUUCGGAUCAAUCCAGCUCUUGUACGACAGUUCCGCAAGUUUGAUCAGAAGUCAAACAACAAUGAAAAUAAAAACUCAUGGAGCUCGCUCAAUUAAAUCAAAGUCUGAUCUGAUCUGAUCAGAUUUAAACUAUUAUUCGAUCUGAAUUCAUCUGAUUUGCUUUGUUAUUGUGAUGAGAAAAAAAAAAUAUAGAGCGAGCAAGGAUAUAUCAAUCCCACAACGCCAGAGGCAGAGCAUGCCAGGAAUCGGCAAGACGUCUUUCAAUGGACGUGCUCAGUGCUCGGUUAAAUUCACUCUUUGCACUCAUAUCCAAUAUCAAAUAGUCAUGGUAACGACUAUCGUGUU